AUGGCUUAUUCCGUGACAGUUGCCGCGUUGUUACACCCCUGGUCAGGAAGGCUAGAGCUUGUCUGCAGUCUACCGUUCUAUAGAGAAAAUGCGACCAGCUCCGCUACCACCACACCCAAAACCGACAUCUAUCCGAUCCCUAUACAGACACACGAGAGGAGGCAGAAGCGGUUAUCGACUGAGCUUCCAUGGUUAUUCAGCGUCACGAGAGAUGAGGCUGCAGAGGAGAUUACGGAGGAAGAGGACACCAUCAGCACGAUAGAGACGCGGAGUGAGGCGCCGAGCUCGGAAGAAACAACAUGUGAAGACCGCGAAAAAAUGAGCGAGACGCUCGAGACAACCGCGACCGGCGUCGAGUUACUGCAAGAAGAGACAUUGUUAGGUGCACUCGUCGACUUGACUAUAUCCGAGACUUCCAAGGCGGAGGAGAAGCCCAAGAAAGAAGGAGAGCCAGAAACACGGUUUAUGCUUCCCCUCACCCGCAAGCUGUCGCCCAGCCCUGAAUAUCGGAACGAGUACUUUCAGGUUGCAAAGUCUCGCGUUGCCGGCUGGGGAGCGUUUGCCACGCGAGAUCUCAGACAAGGAGACGUGAUCCUGAGAGAGAUUCCACUCUUUGUGGCAGAGAGCCACAACAUUAUACGAGAGUUUUACAAGCUCAGCGUGCAGGACAGAGAAGUUGCGCUGAGCCUCCACGCGCACGAGCUCAUCAAGGGGGAUACUCCCAAGAUUACCGCGAUCUGGCACACCAACUGGCAAGUCUCAACUUGCCGUCACCUCCAUCGCAACAACUCACUUUCCACCUAA
Molecule: messenger RNA, 804 nt
Organism: Trichoderma reesei QM6a
Lineage: Eukaryota; Fungi; Ascomycota; Sordariomycetes; Hypocreales; Hypocreaceae
Exons: 2
Coding region: 1-804 (267 amino acids)
Source: RefSeq, a predicted model, not a curated record